Molecule: messenger RNA, 588 nt
Organism: Symbiodinium natans
Lineage: Eukaryota; Dinophyceae; Suessiales; Symbiodiniaceae
Source: the annotation of a GenBank genome assembly
AUGGCGGGCAUGUCGGGAGUGAGGCUCCGUGGGCUGCAGGCCGCGGCCCAUCUGAAUGGGCAUCUUGCGGUCUGCAAAGGCUUUGACGAAGAGAAGGGCCGAUGGCUCGUGCAGCUCGAGAACGGAGAGGAGAAGGCCAUCAAAAACGACAACAUCCUCCAGGUGCUCGAGCCAGGUACAUGCAUUUCGCUGAAGAACGGUGAGGUGCUGCACAUCACGAUUGGCCGGGUGAGCGUCUUGAAUCAGAUGGAAGACGAAGUUCGCGAGGCGCUUCUCAGCGACAUGGACCAGUUUUCAAUGACGCAUGAGCUGCGGGCGGAGCUCAACUGCCCAGAUGGCUGGCCCCAGUUCAGCGUCGUGCUGACGGGGGGCGCGAAAGAGGUCGCCGCAGCGCACAAGGCGCUGCCGGCUGUGCUGAAGGAGUACGGUCUGGAGAUUCCAGGCCCCAGUGCUGCGGCAGCCGCAGCGCCAGCGGAGGCCGAGGAAGGGAAGGACGAGAAGGAAGAGAAGGCGGAAGAGACCGUGGAAGUGGAAGGCUUGGUCAUGAAGUCCAUGGAAAGGCGUGAGCGCCCCAGUCGAAAGAGGUGA